Messenger RNA from Knipowitschia caucasica, 2115 nucleotides. Lineage: Eukaryota; Metazoa; Chordata; Actinopteri; Gobiiformes; Gobiidae. The record is from the annotation of a GenBank genome assembly.
AUGGAUUUACAGCCGAACAAAUGGAUAUUGUGUCUGUUUAUUUGCUCUUUCGUCACCGGGAUCUGCUGUAAUUCGAUGGAGAAGAAGAUCUACUUGAAUCUGAACUACACCGUGGCCUGUGUGCGGCUGCUCAACGCCACGCACCAGAUCGGCUGCCAGUCCUCUCUCUCUGGCGAUGUGGGCGUCCUGCACGUUCUGGAGUCGGAGGAGAACCUCGACUGGGUCCUGAACACCGGACACAGCCCUCCUUAUAUGGUCAUCCUGGAGGCGGAGCUCUUCACCAGGUCAAUCUUGAUGAAACUAAAGGACGGUUCUCGCAGAGUUGCAGGUGUCGCUGUGAUUGAGCCAAACACAAACUUACCCGGAGGCUUCUCUCCUCACACCACCUGCCCCAACGAGAACUCAGGCGUGUACACGGAGACCUACGACCCGACCUACGCUCACUGCAACAGGACCAUGUGGAAUCCUUUUGGAAACGGCCUGUCGUACGAGGAGUUCCCCUUCCCCAUCUUCUCUAUGAAAGAAGACAACGACACCCGAGUCAUCCGCCAGUGUUACCAGGACCAUAACCGCGGUGAGAACGGCAGCAUCCCGCAGUAUCCUCUGUGCGCCAUGCAGCUGUCCUCGCACAUGUCCGCGGUCACAGACACGCCCACCUGCAUGCGGAGGAACAGGAUCCAGAACGACUUCAGCAUCAGCCCCGAGAUGGUGUGCGACCCUUUGGGAGGCUCCAACAUUUGGACGUCGACUCGACCGAUCAACAACACGGAGAAAGGUCACAAACCGUCCCAGAGCGUGGUCAUCGCCGCGGCCAGAAUGGACAGUCGGUCCUUCUUCUUUGACUUGGCCCCUGGAGCCCAGAGCAGUGCGUCCGGCCUCAUCGCUCUGUUGGCUGCAGCUCAGGCUCUGAGGAACAUCUCAGACGAGGACCAGCCCAACAGGACCAUCCUCUACGCUUUCUUUGAAGGGGAGACGUUUGAUUACAUCGGCAGCUCCAAGAUGGUCUACGACAUGGAGAACACCAGGUUUGCUUUGGACCUGGACAACGUUCACUCCAUGGUGGAAGUGGGACAGGUGGGAAUCAGACCUCAGGGUUCUCCAAUCUAUCUACAUUCAGAUCCAGUGUCUCGGAAGAACGACAGCGUCAACACAGAGGUGCAGAGUCUGAUAGAGAACCUGAAAGAGGCCUCCAGCAGCUCCAACACCAAUGUGUCUGAGCCAGAGGCCUCCCAGCCCCUCCCCCCCUCCUCCCUCCAGAGGUUCCUCCGAGCUCGGCCCUUCCCUGGAGUCGUACUGCAGGAUCACAGCAGCACCUUCACCAACAGAUACUAUGAAAGUAUGUUUGAUAAUCCUGAGAACCUGAACAUGACGUACCCUCCGGAGCUGACGCCAGAGGAGCAGCUGAGCUUUGUCACAGACACCGCCAAGGCCCUGGCAGACGUGGCUACGCUGGUCGCUCAGACUCUGUUCCUUCAGGCUGGAGGUGACUCUGCUAAAGCUACAUCCAUCACCGCAGACCCACAGACCGUGGCGCGGCUUUUGUACGGGUUUUUGGUGAAGUCGAAUAAUUCCUGGUUUGAACAGAUGAUUCCCUCAGACUUCAAGAGUCGCCUCGUGGACAGACCCACAAACUUCUACACCGGCGUCCACAUGCAGAAGAGCGAACCCUCCUUUUUGGUUGAAUACAUUCUGGCAAAUUUAACCGGGACAGUGGUGAACGUGACCCAGGAGGACUGCAAGGCCCAGAGGGAGAACGAGGACGACAAGGAGAGCCGACAUUUGUACAGUUACAUGUGGGUGCAGGGAGCCCCGGUGGCCAACAGCACAGACACAGACAGUUUGUGUGUCCGGUCCUCGGUGCGUCUGUCUCCUGCCAUCUCUCCGGCCUUCGACCUGGACCUGCUCUCCUCCGCAGACUACUCCACUUGGACCGAGUCUCGCUGGAAGAAGAUCAACGGCCGCAUCUUCCUGGUGGCCAGUCACGAAUUAGAGAUGCUGACGUUGGGGGUGGGCGUGGGGAUCCUGCUCCUCUCUCUCAUCCUCACAUACCUCAUCAGCUCCAAGGCAGAAAUCCUCUUCUGCUCUGGGAGAGAACCCACCAGCGCCACCUACUGA